GAUACCAAGACGGCAACUCUCGCUGAAUUUCAUCUUUUCCUUGAGAAGUACUUUGACCAGUUUGCUGAGGACAAGGACCUCAAGAUAUUCUUGCAUCUGCCGGGUAGCUCAAUACCGACAAUGCUCAUUAGCGAUCCCCAACUUCGGUCUAUUUUGGCGAUUGCAAAGGAGAGUAGCUGGAAAAACCUUGUCAUAUCCCUGGACAAUCCUGGAAAGAGUUUUUCGAAAUUCACUUGGAAAGAAGUGAUGGAAGAAUACAACGUCGGUAAAGGCCCUGAGUUUCUCCCACUGUUUGAUAUUGAACCAAGGGCGAUGACUGACGAUGAGAAGCUGAUGUUGGAGGAAAUAAUCAAAGAAUGCAGCCGGAAAAACGAGGCCUACAUUUUUGGUCCUAGCUCUAGCGAGUUCACAAGGAACUCGAUCGUCGACUCUUUCAUGGUUGGAGCCAUGCAGUUCUACAAAGCGGAUAUGUAUCUUGAGCAACAAGAACUGAUAACCGGCCUACGGGGACAUGGACCGGUGGAUUUUGCUGUGUUGGAUCGUAUCCACCAGUCGCAAGUUCUUGGAGUCACGGAGGUGAAAAAGGACGAUCAUGUGAAAGGUAUGGCUCAAAAUAUAGUACAGCUCGACGUCGCACUUCAACAAAAAAAACGAAAGCGGACUGAGGCGGAUGACGAUGGACAAGAGAGGCCCGCCACACGCAUCAAGUCAUUCGGCAUUGUAACCGACGCAUUCAAAUGGACUUUCGUAGAGUGCACGAUGGAGGAAGACGACUCAUUGACGUACAAAGCCAAGGAGGUUUUGAGAGAUCUAAGACUCAAGGAGGAGGAGACGCUAAGAGAGGAUGCAGAAACUCUCUUUUGUUAUGUUCUUUCUCUGUACGAUCGCAUGAAAGAUGAGAUUUUCUUCAUGAUAAAACCCACAUAA
Molecule: messenger RNA, 927 nt
Organism: Lobosporangium transversale
Lineage: Eukaryota; Fungi; Mortierellomycota; Mortierellomycetes; Mortierellales; Mortierellaceae
Exons: 2
Source: RefSeq, a predicted model, not a curated record